Molecule: messenger RNA, 1797 nt
Organism: Acomys russatus (golden spiny mouse)
Lineage: Eukaryota; Metazoa; Chordata; Mammalia; Rodentia; Muridae
Gene: Pole2
Product: DNA polymerase epsilon 2, accessory subunit
Exons: 19
Coding region: 1-1614 (537 amino acids)
Biological process (GO): error-prone translesion synthesis; DNA-templated DNA replication
Cellular component (GO): epsilon DNA polymerase complex
Molecular function (GO): DNA binding
Source: RefSeq, a predicted model, not a curated record
AUGGCGCCGGAGCGGCUGCGGAGCCGCGCGGUCUCAGCUUUCAAGCUGCGUGGCUUGCUGCUCAGAGGUGAAGCCGCUAAGUACCUCAUGGAAGCGCUUCAGUCUGUCACUGAGUUGGAGCUGGAGGAGGCCCUUGAGAAGAUCAUCGAUGCGGUCGAAAAGCAGCCCUUGCCAUCAAACAUGGUCGAACGAUCUGUAGUGGAGGCGGCAGUCCAGGAGUGCAGUCAGUCAGUAGAUGAGACCAUGUACGUGGUGUUUUAUGGGUUGUUUUUCAGAGAGCAUAUUUUCAAUAUCAUUGGAGCUUUUGAUAUUCCACAUUUUGUGUACAGUUCAGAAAGAAAAAAAUUUCUUCCUUUGUCAAUGACUAACUGUGCUGCACCAACCUUAUUUGGAACAGCAAGAGAUAAAGCUGAGCUCUAUCGUGAACGAUAUACCAUUUUACACCAGAGGACGCACAGACAUGAGUUAUUCACUCCCCCAGUGAUAGGCUCGUACUCCGAGGAAAGAGGAAGCAAAUUCCAGCUUAAAACAAUAGAAACUUUAUUGGGCAAUACAACCAAAGUCGGCGACGUGAUUGUUCUUGGAAUGAUAACCCAGUUGAAAGAGGGGAAGUUUUUCCUGGAAGAUCCUACUGGAACAGUACAGCUGGACCUUAGUAAAGCUCAGUUCCACAGUGGCUUAUACACUGAGGCGUGCUUUGUCCUGGCUGAAGGUUGGUUUGAAGAUCAAGUGUUUCAUGUCAAUGCCUUUGGAUUUCCACCCACUGAGCCUUCUAGCACCACCAGGGCAUACUAUGGAAAUACUAAUUUCUUUGGAGGCCCUUCUAACGCAUCAGUGAAGACUUCUGCAAAACUCAGACAGCUGGAGGAUGAGAACAAGGACGCCAUGUUUGUGCUUGUGUCUGAUGUUUGGUUGGACCAAGUGCAAGUGUUGGAGAAGCUGCACAUAAUGUUUUCUGGUUACUCACCAGCACCUCCAACCUGCUUUAUUCUGUGUGGUAAUUUUUCAUCUGCACCAUAUGGAAAAAAUCAAGUCCAGGCUUUGAAAGAUUCCCUAAAAUCUUUGGCAGACAUAAUAUGUGAAUACCCAAGUAUCCACCAAAGUAGCCGCUUUGUCUUUGUGCCGGGCCCGGAGGAUCCUGGAUUUGGUUCCAUCUUACCAAGGCCACCCCUUGCUGAGAGCAUCACCGAGGAGUUCAGACAAAGGGUACCGUUUUCCGUCUUCACUACCAACCCUUGCAGAAUUCAGUAUUGUACACAAGAAAUUAUUAUCUUUCGUGAAGACUUAGUGAAUAAAAUGUGUAGAAACUGUGUCCGUUUUCCUAGUAGCAGUUUGGAUAUUCCUACCCAUUUCGUAAAGACUCUCUUAUCGCAGGGACACCUGGCUCCGCUCCCUCUUUAUGUCUGCCCUGUCUACUGGGCAUAUGAUUACACUUUGAGAGUGUACCCCGUGCCUGAUCUGCUGGUCAUUGCCGACAAGUAUGAUCCUUUCACCGUGACCAACACCGAGUGCCUCUGCAUAAACCCUGGCUCUUUUCCAAGAAGUGGAUUUGCAUUCAAAGUUUUUUACCCUUCCAGUAAGACAGUAGAAGACAGCAAACUGCAGGGCUUUUGAGACUGAUGAGAAUACGUGAAUUGAGUUUUAUUAUUUUUAUCUUGUGUAAUUUGUAUAUUAAAUUGUAAUAAAGUUAUGGUAAACCCUACAGUGUUCUGCACAAAUUGUAUUUUAUGAAAAUUUUAUAGUACAUUACAUUUGAGAAAGUUUUAUAGAGAAAAUAUUUAUUCUGCAGUCUCAGAA